UCUCGUUAUUCGUGUCCGAACUUCGCCAUCGCCUUUCAACGCAGCAAGAUGCUCUGGUUUCCGAACUCUUCGUCGGAACUCUUCACCUGUACUGGGAGACGAGUCACUCCGGUGGUCAGGCCGCUGCAGCAGCAGGUUGCACUGUCCGUCCUCCCUCAGUCGACCCUCUGCAGAGAACUCGCUGCCAUUAAAUGCAGACGGUGGCGUCUCUGCGAGCUAGCGCUACAGCGACUUGGGCUGCCAAACAUUGGCAACAGCUGCUACAUGAACGUGGUCCUGCAAAGUCUGCUGUCGCUGGAGCCCUUCAUGCGGGAGGUGCAGAACCAGGCCUGCACCAAUGCCAUGAUCUUUGAUCAGACUUUCAUCAGUUCGUUCAUCAGGGUGGCAAAGUCGCGUCUUUACGGAGACUCGGCUGAAAAGCUGUCGGCUGUGUCGCAUUUCAAAAAUUCCAUCGGCGCCCUGAACUCUCACUUCUUUGAUGACCACCAAAAGAGUGCCCAGAAAUGCCUCCUCACCAUCCUCAGCAGCUGGGAAGGCUUCUCGACCAACAUGAAGAUGGCUGCCGGUCGCCUCGGGAUGAACUACAAAUGUCCAGUGGGGACAAACAUUGCGUUUGAAGCCCUGCGCAGCAGCUCCUGCAAACGAUGUGGAUGGCAACGGAAGGUGAAGUCCCACGAGGUGUUUCUCUCGCUUCAGACUGCCGACUCAGUGAGUCAGGCUCUUGGAAAUGUCCUGAAUGAGAGGCCUGCAGACGUUCGAUGCAGGCGCUGUGGGAGUCACCUGACUGAUCGAUUGUCUUUCAGCACUCUCCCAAACGUGUUGAUCCUGAGCCUGUGCCGGGUCCGACGCACGGCCUCAAGACGGUUCAUCAAGGUUCCUACAGCCGUCCAUUUAUGCCAGGACCUGCAGGUGGCAACGCUGCACAAAGAACAGGCUCAAUACAAGCUGGUGACGAUUGUCAACCGCCUUGGUUCCACCAGUCAUGAAGGCCACUACAGCUGCGACACCAUGCUGAAGGACAAUACUCCUCGCUGGCUCACCUUCGAUGACGACAAAGUGGAGGUGCAACCUUCUUCUCUCCUGGCUGAAAGACGGCAGACUGCACUCCUUUUAUUUUACGUCAAGAGCUAAUGACUGAAUGACUAAUGAAAGCUCUGACAACACCGGUCCAUGUAUAUAUCUAAAUAGCCAAUAAAUACAGU
This is a messenger RNA of Synchiropus splendidus (mandarinfish), 1202 nucleotides long. Its product is annotated as ubiquitin carboxyl-terminal hydrolase 37-like. Gene Ontology annotation, cellular component: cytosol; nucleus. Gene Ontology annotation, molecular function: cysteine-type deubiquitinase activity; cysteine-type endopeptidase activity. Gene Ontology annotation, biological process: protein deubiquitination. Bases 49 to 1131 code for a protein of 360 amino acids. Lineage: Eukaryota; Metazoa; Chordata; Actinopteri; Syngnathiformes; Callionymidae. The transcript is spliced from 11 exons. The record is from RefSeq and is a predicted model, not a curated record.